AUGAGGGUGACUGUUGUGCUGGUUGUGCUAGAUAUCCUACCAGAUACUUUGCAGAUCCGGACCCAGCCCUGGCGCUGUAAGCCUUCAGCAGGGCCCUCUCACCCACAGAGGGAAAACAAAUUCCUAUCUUGGGCUGUGCUGACGCCCUCCCCCAGCAGUGCCCCUGAUUUGCUUUCAUCAUUCAGAACACCAGGGGUCCCGCGGCGCAGCCCGGGUCACCAGCGUCCUCGCUUCUCCACUCGGGGCGCCCGCCCGCCUGCGGGGCCCCACGUGGUCCUCGACCUGAAGGCGUCCGGGUGCCCGGCCAUGGACUUCGCCGGCCGCCUGCGGGAGCGGCUGCGGCAGUUCUGGAACAGCCACUUCUCGCAGCGCUUCUCGCCGCGGCGCCCGCCGCAGCGCCGCGUCUCCUCCGUGUCCACCUUCUACCUGCUGGACCACCGCACGCGCCACGCCGAGCUGGGGCUCCGCUACGGCGCGCCGCGCACGCGCCUCGGCGACCGGGCCUUCGUGUUCCGCGGCGGCCGCUGGGCGCCCGAGGGCCUGCCGGGGCGCCCGAGGCCGCCGCUGCCCUCGCCGCCCGCCCCGGGCUGCAAGGCGCAGCCGCGGCACCGCAGCCAGGUGCUGCUGGAGGAGAACAACUACCUGCGGCUGCAGCAGGAGGUGCUCAUGGACAUGCUCACCGAGACCACGGCGCGCAUGCACCUGCUGGAGCUGGCGGACGAGGCCCACCCGCCCGCCGCCGCGAGACCGGCCGAGGACGGCGCGCAGGCGCGAGGGGGCGGGCGGCGCGCUCACGCCCGCGUCCUGGUGAUGCAAUAAAGCCGUGCGACCCCCGCCUCCGUCCCCCCGCCCGCGUUCGUGCAGCUCGGCGCGAGGGCCCGGGGCGCCGCGGACCGGCCUGUGGAGCCCGGGGC
This is a messenger RNA of Pipistrellus kuhlii (Kuhl's pipistrelle), 914 nucleotides long. RefSeq names its product chibby family member 3 (gene CBY3). The record is from RefSeq and is a predicted model, not a curated record. The transcript is spliced from 2 exons. Bases 1 to 819 code for a protein of 272 amino acids. NCBI's taxonomy places the organism in Eukaryota, Metazoa, Chordata, Mammalia, Chiroptera, Vespertilionidae.